This is a messenger RNA of Closterium sp. Naga37s-1, 11434 nucleotides long. The record is from the annotation of a GenBank genome assembly. NCBI's taxonomy places the organism in Eukaryota, Viridiplantae, Streptophyta, Zygnematophyceae, Desmidiales, Closteriaceae.
UUCAAGGCUUCCCCCAUUCCUUCCCACACACACCCGCAUCGCUCAUGCUACAUUCCCUUUCCGCCCACACUUCCCCCCUUGUCCGCCACCUCCCUCCGCCCUUACCCCCGCCCAACCCUUCACAAAUGCCCCCCUUCUCUCCUCCCCCUUCCGCAACCCCCCUCCCGCUCUCCACCCCUCGUCCGGCUGGCAACCAAUCAGGAGCUGAAUGUGACGCUCAACACUGCCCUUCCUGCUAGCAUCGCCGCAGAGCCUGCUGCCCCCGCUAUAGUGCCGGCUUUUGAUGUGACAAUAGAGGAUGCGGAGGGGGCAGUGGCGGCUGUAGCGCCAGCUGUAGCACCCGCCACAGCUGCAGCGGGGACUGAAACAGCUGGUUUGGCAACAGCAAUUGCUGCAGGAGGCGGUUCAGGUGGUGUUUCAGGUGAUUCUGGUGCCAGUGGGACAUCCGCCCUCUCCUCAUUCCCCUCCACUCUGCCGCCCGAGUUCGCUGACCAUUUGUCUCUUCUGGAGCUGACGUUGCAGCGGCAUGGGUGGCAGGGGCUCAAGGAGGGCGGGCUUGCGCCAGUGCUGGCGCGCCUGCUGGCAAAGGGGGAGGCGGAGGGGCAGGGGGAAGGGUCGGGGGGAGGGUUUGGGGGAGCGUCUGGGCGGGGGGUGGGGGUGGGGGCACUGGUGGGGGAAGCUGCGGGGUGGGUGGGGGGAGCGGUUGGUUGGAUAAAGGGGAAGGGGGGAGGCUGGAGGAGGGGGGAAGGUACGCAGAAGGUUCCGUUUUGGCUGCGAGAACCGAGUGACAAGAAGUCAGUGCAGCAGCUGCUGAUGCAUGUGCGUCACCCAUCGCUGCCCCGCUUAGAGGACGCAGUGGCAUGGGAGCUGCAGCGGCUGGAGCGCGAUGAGCCGGACGCCUUCAGACGUCUCAGCCUCCCGAUUCUGCAGAUCCUCACUCCCCCGCAGCUACAGUCUCUUGCCGCCCGCUUCCCGUCCAUCGCCACACAUCCGCGCAUGCUGGCGCUGCGGGCCAUUCAGAUGCUGCCACGUGGCAUGUCUCAGGGCACCUCCGCACCAACCCCAGAAAGCGUCGAUCAGAUCCUGAGCUAUCUGGACCGCAUCCAACCGCUGCUAACCAGCGACCACCUCAAGGCGAAGCUGCUGUUUGCGCGCCUCACGCUCAGCCUCGUGCACGGCCAGGCGGACGCUGCCCUCCUCCUCGCCUUCCUUUCGAUCAUCCACAACGGCCCUUACGGCGUCUUCCCCCCUGCAAGGCCACACGAGGAGGAGGCAUUCGCCUACUUCCCUCUGUUCUCCUCCUGCCCCACACCAUCGGAUGUCAAGGAGCUCGUAGCCCAGCUCUUCCGAAACCUCUUCUCCUCGCCCUCCUUCUCCUCCUCCCUCACCUCCCCUCCCUCCGCCUCCUCCUCUGCCUCCCAUUUCACUCUUCCUACGAGUAUCACCUCUCGCUCUAUGUUCCAUUCGACUCCUGCCACGUCAGCAUCUACCACGUCAGCAGAAGCAGCAUCAGCGGCAGCAUCAGCGCAGUUCCCGUUUGCACCGGAUUCCCCGGAGGCAGCGGCGCUGGUGGAGAGGGCCAUGCGCACGUGGCAGCCUCUGAUUGGGCAGGGCAAGCUGGACUGGAGCUACGUGGCGCUGCUAUUGGCUGAGAGCAGGCUGUGCUGCGGAGACGACCCCUUCUACCCUGUCUGGGUACACCUCUAUCUCACGUCCUAUCAGCGCCAGCACGCGCCUGACAACCCGACAGCUGGCAGCAGCGCGUUGGCUGAGCUGACGGGGCGCUGCCAGCUGGACUUUGCCGCCCACAACCGGCGGGUGUGGCGGGCAGCGGAUUCGGUGCAUCUGGACGUGAUUGUGAAGAAUGUGCCUGUACUCGCUGUGAAGCUAUUCGAGGUGGACUCGCUGCGCUAUCUGCUCUCCUCGCCGCUUGACACCGAAUUCUCCAACUUGGGCUCACUGCACGGCCUCAAGCCAUGGUAUCAGCAGGAGAUUCAUCUGCAGCAGCAGGAACAGGAACGACAAACUCCCCUUCCCACCACCACCACUACUACCACCACCACCCCCUCCUCCUCCGCCGCCCCCUCUCGCCCCUUCUCCCUUGUAAAGCGAAUCCUGAGUGUGGAUUUGCCGCAGCUGGCCGGGCGGCGGGGCGUGUUUGUAGUGCAGCUGGAGGGCGGCGGACUGUGCGCGCGGGCGAUUAUACGAAAGGGCAAUCUAGUCCACACGGCCACCCUCACCCCGCGCGGCCUCGCCAUCCGAAUGCUCAACGAAGACGGCGCUCUCGUGCUGCCCACCACUGCAACUGGAGGCUCGAAUGGAGGCUCGGAUGGAGGCUCGGAUGGAGGCUCGGCUGCAGCCUCGGGUGGAGGUCCGGACCAAGGCUCGGAUGGGGGAGAGCCGAGUUUGUUGGUUGGGACGAGCGUUCAGAAGGGAGUGCUGGGAGGCCGGGCGGCGAGUGUGUGGGUGGAGGGGGUGGAGUAUGCAGUUGGGAGCGGUGGAGAGGUGGUUCUCCCCUUCACUGCCAGCAGCAGGCAGUGCUCUCCGGUGCUCUUUGACGGGUGCCUGGCUGCCGUGGGUGCAUCCGUGCAAGUUCCAGAAGAAAGUUACAACCUCAACUUGCAUGCCUGGCUCGAUCAAACCUUCCUCCGCCCCUCUGCUGACGUCACCAUCCUCCUCCGCCCCUCCCUCACUCUCUCCCCUUCUCACUCACACUCCUCCUCCUCUCUCCCAGCCGCCCCCCUCUCUCUCCUACGCUCCCCUGAGCUCGUAGUUUCCUGGAAGCUUCUGGAAGGCCAGGAUGUGACCGUUCGCAUUCCCAACCUCUCCCUCCGGCCGGAUUCGGAGUUAACACACAGGACAAAAGUCCCGGACGGCGCAGUUUGUCUGGAAGUGGCCCUCCGGGGAACAGUGGUGUUGCAGAGCAAGGGCGGGCAGGAGAAGGCACUGAGCGCAGAAGCUUCCUGGAAGGUGCUGGCGCCAUUUGAGCCUGGGGGAAGGGCGGCAGCGAAUGGGAGCGCGUGGGAGGGGAGUGGGGCGGGGGGAGGGGCAGGGGGCGGAGGGGGAAUGAUUCUGGGGGAAGUAGGGGGAGCGGAGGGGGGGAAUGGGGGGAAAAAGCAGAGGCCAGUCGAAGUGGAAUCUUUGUUUUUGGAGAUAAGAGGUGAGGGGGAGGAAGGGAUGGGGGAGAGUAAAGGGGGAGGAGCAGGGAAGGGGGGCAUGGGGGGGUAUGUGUUGCGGGUAGUGGGGGAAGCGGGGGAGGGGAAAGGGGGGAGGCGGGUGGUUGUGCGGCUGCGGCACCGGCUGGCCAAUGAAUGGUCGCCAGGUGUCGUGAUGAGAAGCGACGAUGAAGGUGUGGGUGGGAGUCCAGCAGGGAAGCUGCCGUCUCACGUGGUGGUGGUGGGCGGGGAGGAGAGGGUGUAUGGUGAUGCUGCUGCUGGUGGUGUUGCUGCUGCUGGCGGUGCUGCUGGUGAUGGUGCAGCAACAGGCUCGGAUAAAGUGAUUCUGCGACUCCCUUAUGUCUCCCAUGCUGCUGCUGAUGCUGCUGCUGCGGGCGGUGGUGGUGGUGAUGUUGGUUCUGCUGCUGCUGCGGUUGGAACAUCUGAAGCUGCUGCAGUCCCACCAGUCUCCCCGUGUCUCUUCCGCGUGGCUGCUGCAUCGGAAUACGCAGUCGAGAAAGUGUUCCUGGCAGACUGCACGCAGCGACUGCAGAUGAGAGAGGGCUAUCUGGAGCUACUGACAGUGCCACCAGGGGACUACUCCCUCUUCCUCCCAUGGGACAACGAAACCAUCUCCAUCCGCGUCCUGCCUCCUCCCCCUUCCUCCUCCGCCCACUCUCCCCCACCCUCUUCCCCGCACCCCACUCCUGUACCCACCCCCGCCUCUCUCCCCUGCCCCGGCUGGGCCGAUGACUCGGCGCGCAAAGAGCUUCGGAAACUGCCGCCCACGAGCCCGCUCACCAUCUGCGCUGCUGCUGUUGGUGGGAGUGGGGUGGUGCCGGGCGGGAGAGGGGGAGGGGGAGGGGAAGUCGGGCAGGGAGGGGGAGGAGGUGGGGGAGGGAAGGUGGGGAGGAAGGUUCUGUGGGUGAAGCUUGGGGGGUGUGGCGCGAGCACACGCGUGCAUGUGGUGGUGCGGCAAGGAAUGGUGGCCAAGGCUGUGCCUGGUGCUGAGCUGAGUGUGUUUGGGGGGGCAGGAGGGGAGGGGGAGGAGGACGGGGUGGAGGAAGUGUGGAGGGGAGCUGGGUGGGGGGGGGAAGGAGGGGAGGAGGGGAGGGUGGGGUUGGAGGAGGUGGAGAGUGAGUAUGGCGAGAAGCAGCUGAUGGAUGAAGAGAUCAUCUAUGUGCAGAACCGUCAGAAGGCACUCACCGGCACCAACGGAGAGAAGGAACGGGUGGGGCACCUGCUGCCCCUGCCUUCUCUCCUCAUCCACCCGCGCGUCACCGCUGCGAACACCACCAAGCGCGCCCCUCCCCCUCCGCGCCAACUCCACUCGGAUCCCGCAGCAAAGAAGAAGCAGAUGAUGGGGGUGAUGCUGCAGCGCAAUCGGGUCGACAAGGAUAUGAUGGUGGAGCGAGAAGGCGCCCCCAUGGCCAUGUUUGCUGCACCGCAAGCUGCCAUGUGUUUUGCUGGUCCGGCAAGGGGAAGGGCGAUGAUGUAUCGUGGUGGGGGUGUUGGUGCUGCUUGUGGCUUCGCCUCCUCGUUCCAGUCAGGUCCCCCUCCCAAACACGCCCCGCUCUUUGCACCGACCCCCGUUCUUCUUGCCAAUUUGAAGCCGGCUGGAGGGGAUGGGAGAGUGGGGGUUGGAGGGGAGGGUGAUGAGGAGGGGAUGGAUGGGUGGGUUGCGGUGCCGAGAUCCUCCCUGCCACGUGGCAGUCUGUCAUUGACUGUCGUGGCUGUGGACUCGGGGGAGAGCGCGUGGGGGUGCCAGGUGGCGCGCUGUGAUUUGCUCGUUCCGGAGGAAGCAUGGGGGGAGGAGGAGGGGAGUGAGGGGGAGAAGGGGAGGGAGGAGAGGGGGAGGGAGGAGAAGGGGAGGGAGUGGGUGGUACUGGAGGCGUUGGAUCCAGCUAAGCACUACCACGAGAGGAGGGCUGUAGAGGUGUGGAGGAGAGGAGAGGUGCACCGCAUUGCUGACGUGGCAAUGGCACAGGUGGCGAUAUUUGACUCCAUCGAGCAAGCCCACGGCUUAUUGGCCAGCUUCAUCAGCCCGUCGGAGCAUGACACGUGGCAGCAGCUGGCGUUCCUGCUGCAGUGGCCGGGCAUGGCAGCGGGCGGCAAAGCGGACAAGCUGCAGCGCUUUGGCUCCCACGAGCUGCACCUGUUUCUUUUCUUCCAUGACCAUGCCUUCUUCCUAAAGCACGUGCGCCUUGCCAUUGCCUCCAAGCUCGACCGCUCCUUCCUCGACCUCUGGCUGCUGGGCGACCUUGACGGGGUGCUAUCUUUCUGCGCCCUGCCAGCCUAUCUCAAUCUCAAUGCGCUCGAGAGGUGUCUGCUGGGGCUGGCAGUGUGUUUCCACAUGCUGCUGCAGCACAGGGGGGUGCGACCUCUGGACUGGCCGUACCAGCCCCACCUCAUCCAUCCCUCUGAAGUCCUGGACGAUUUGAUCACCCUGGCGGCACCACCCACACCAUCGCUAGCAGCGCAGGCAGCAGCCGCCUCCUACCGUCGCUUCACCACUGCCCUCGCCAGCCGCAGCGACCUCCGCCCCCGUGCCACACCCCCCGCCGAACCUCCCGCCAAGCCUGCCGGCGAACCUGCAUCCCAACCUAAAGGCGCUCCUCCCCCCCCCCCUUCCGCUGCUCCCCUUCCCACUGCCCCUGGAGCUGCCUCUUUCGGGGGCUUUGGAGGGGCGACUCGCUUUAGCUCUGAUGUCAGAUUGAUUGAGCAGCCUCAGAUGCAGGCCUUGUCAGCAGCACCAAGAGGGGGAGGAGGAGUAGCAGGCGGGUUGCAUUUCAGCUGUGAUGGCUGUGGCACCAACCCAAUCAGGGGACCCCGCUACCGCUCUCUUGUUCGUGACGACUACGAUCUUUGUGCGUCCUGCUUCGCCACCAUGGGCACACCGGGCGAGUACCAGCGCUUUGACUCCGGCCCUUCUUUUGGAGCAGCAGCAGCUGGGGAAACAGAGGAGGCUGUGCCCGUCCCAUCAACGCAGCAGCGCCCCCACAAGGUGGACGUCACGAAGUGCUAUGCCGAGACACACUACUUCAAGCGCGCACUCAGCGAUCAGACCCCGGACCUCAUCCCCUCCUCGCCCUUCUGGGUCGAUUUCAUGCGCCACAUCCUCUCUUCUGCCGAAGCUGCUGCCAAACCUGCUGCCAAACCUGCCACCGAGCCUGUCUCAGCAGCAAGCAGCUCUGCGCUGGCGUCGCUCUGCUCCUUUGCUCUCUCCCUCCCUCCCUUCGUCCCUGCAUCGCUGCACGAUGUAGCUUCCUCCUCCACUGCUGCUCUCUCUGCCCUUUCCAUUCUUGGCCUCCGCUUUGGCGGCAAGAUCAGGCAAACCGGUGCUUGUAACGAGGAGGCUAAUAACGAGGAGAUUGGGGGGAGGGCGGGCGGGGGAGGCGGGUCUGCUGGUGCAGUGGAGGGGGAGGAGCAUGGGUUUUCGUUUAGAGGCACGUCGGUUACAAUCACACCUGCGUCGCCCAUGGUGGUGUACAAGCAGGAGUUGUGUGAGGUGGGGAGUGGUGCAGCGGCAACAGCAACAACAACUGAAGAAACAGCUCCUCCAUUUCCGUUCCUCCCCUCCCUUGCUCCUGGAAUCCCCUCCAUCCUCCUCUCUCAGUCCAUCCACACUCUCCUCGCCCCUCCCUCCUCCUCCUCCCCUUUCACCCCCCACUCCUCCUCCCUCCUCUCCUCCACCACCCCCUUCCCCCUCUUCCACUCCGCCCUCUCCACCACCCCAUCCAUCCACCCCUCCUCACUCCCGUCCACCCCUCCAUACCGCACCGGCAUCUGCUACCUCCUUCAAAUAGUAGUAGUUAAUCUCCAGUCCGCCCCGCUCCCCCCGCUGUUGCUAUUAUUCCAAGUUCCCCAGGGUUCUGUGCCUAUUUCCCCUCUCGGCCGCCCCACCCAGAGGCUCCGCCUGCCACCGCUGCAGCCCUUCCAGAAGCGAGUCUUCACUGCGCUCUUCUACUUCCCCUUUCCUGGAAGCUUCUCGCUCUUCCCUGCGCACCUGCUGCCUGAAGCUGGGUCAGGGGGAGGGGGCGGGGGAGAGGGAGGGGCAAGGGAGGAGGAGGGUGGGGCAGACGUUGGAGUGGUGGCAGUGGCAGCAGGGGUACCCGCAUCAAUCCCCGUCCUCUCAUCAUCCGAAUACGAGAAGAUGGAGAGGGAGAGACGCGAAUCCCUCCUCCAGCAACACUUGCAGGCAGAAUCAGCAGAAUCAGCAGCAGACAGGCAGCGGCAGCAAGCGGGAGGCAAAUCCCUGUCAGCAGCAGAGGAGGCAGCACAGAGAGCGGAGCUCUGGGAGGUGAUCUGCCAGUCAGGCAGCGAGCCUGAUAUCCUCCGCAUGCUGCAAGGCCCCUCCCUGCGCUCCCUCGACCUCGCCGUCCUCCUGCCGCUCAUGCCCCACGCGCCCCUCUACCACUCCGUCACCUCCCUCCUCCGCCGCCGAAAGCUCUUCUCUCCGUCCAUCUGGCAGUACUCGCUCUUACACCAGGACCCUCGGGGAAUGUCUGAGUAUUUGGCUUAUGAACCAACCUUCCUUGCUCGGCUGUCCUCCCCUGUGCUUCUCUCCUCUCUGUUGCAUAUCGAGCCGGGUGCGGCAGGGGCGAGGUUGUCGCUUCGGUACCGGCUGAACGGGAGCGCCGGUGUGCUAGGUUCGGGUUUCGGUUCGGGGCUAGGUCCGGUGUACGAGCAUGAGGAGUUCCUGCCGCUGCUGAACCCCCGGGCGCACAGUCGGUUCCUGGAGGUGUGUGCAAGGAGGAAGGGCGGGAUGAACGCCCAGGAGUGCCUCGCAGCCGCCUACUACCUGCUGGUUCAAGACCGAGUCAAAGAGGCCCACCUCAUGUUCCUCCGGGCAGCCUCUGGAAAGAUUUUCACCCUGCCCGACACGUGGCGGGCGGCGCUCUGCGGUGGAAACAGUAGUGCUGCUCCUGUGGGGGCUGGUGCUGCGGCUUCUGCUCAGAUUGCUCCUGCUGAGGGUGCUGAGGGCGCUGAGGGUGCUGAGGGCGCUGAGAAUCCUGCUGCUGCUGUUGUUGGAACCACUAGCAGCAGCACCAGCAUCAGCUCUGUCCCCUUUACUGACCUCCCCGCUACAGUCAAUGUGCAGCUUGCAGCAGAUUACAUGGCCGCUUUUCUCGACAUUCUCCUCUGCCCGACCGACCGCCUGCCCGUGGUCGCCCGGGCAGCUGCGAAAAAAUACCGAGCCGUGGACAGGAACGGUGGCAGCAGCGGAGGAAGCUGCCCAGUGGUUUCCUGGAGAAAGCGCUUUGCUGACCUGGGCAAGCAGGUGUAUGAAAUUUGGAUGGCUGCCCGAGCUGCCCGGGCUGCCGGGGCUGCCGGGGCAGGGGGGCGUAUCAUUGUUCUGGGUGGUGUGGAGCGGCAUGGAGUGGCUGGGGUGGAAGGACAGGCACAGAGUGAUAAGGGAACGGAAGGAGGAGGAGGAAGAGGAGGAGGUGGAGGAGGUGAGGGGGUUGGUGGGGGUGGAGAUGCAUGGGAGUGGGAGGAGGACGAUGACUGGGUGCUCACAGGCAGUCAACCCCUGGCAGGGGCAGUUGGAGGCGGAGGGGGAGGAAGUGGAGCAGGGGGGACAGCAGGAGAAGCAGGGGUUGCACCAGCAGCAGGAGGAGUGGCAGCAGCAGGUGAAGGCGCAGCUGCUGCUGAUGAGGACAUGGCUGACGUGGCACAGCUGGCGGAGGCAGCUGAGGGGGAUGGGACGGCAGUGGACCCAUUCUCCCUCAAGAGGAGCUCCGGACCCAAACCCUCCCAGGAGCCCUUCCUGGAUGCCAAGCUACUGCCCUCCUCUGCCGCUGCUGCCACCGCUGCUGCUGCUGCUGCUGGCACAGGUGGCACCGAAUCCGGUACAGUCAUGCGGGGUACAGUCACAGCAGCAGCGGCGGUGGUGGGGGUGCGGUAUGCGAACGUGGGGAGCAUCCGAGUGGACGUGUUUGCAUUCGACGAGGAGACCUUCUUCUCCUCCUCGCCCUUCUCCCUCCUCUCCACUGCAGCCGCAGCCGCUGGUGGUGCAGGGAGCAGUACUAGUGUGAAGGGUGGAACCCGUGGUGGGGUUGGGAGGAGUGGAGGAGAGGCAGGAGAGGGUGGCAAUGGGGUGGGCGGGCCCUCAUCCAUCUUCGUGGCUCCGAAUUGGCCGGUGCACGAGUCUCUUGUGGUAGAAGUGGUGGAGAGGCUGGGUCAGCUGAGGGUGCUUCGCCGCAUUCCCACACCUGCGCCAGCACCUGCCGAUGGGUCUUUGGGCAGUGGGAAAGCAGGAGCAGUGGCGGGCAGGCUGGAGUCAGCUCAGGGAACUUUGGUGCCGCUGCCCGGAGCGUAUGUGAAAGUUUUCUUCCGCCCGAAGUCGCGAGGGGUUUCUUACCUUUUCAGCGGCAGUGCAGGGGAAGAGAGGGGUGGGGCGGAGUUUUACAAGGAUGGGUACACGGACAGGCGUGGGUGGUUUGACUAUGCGUUUGUGAGCACAGAGGAUGUGGAGAAGGUUGAUAUGUUUGCUGUGCUUGUGACUAAAGAGGGGGCAGGUUCAGUUGUGCGCCAUGUGAAGCCUCCCAAGCUGAAUGUGAACUCGCUUUCAGCCGCGGCGCUACACGGGCAAGAGCUCCAGGAGCAUCAACCCUCGCGUCCGUUCGUUCGCACCCUUGGGACCUGGAUGCGAACUCACUUUCAACCCCGACGCUACACGGGCCUCAGCUGCAAGAGCAUCGACACGCAUUACAACUGCGAGAAGAACGGGCGGCCCAACCUCAAAUACCUCGACUACGAGUGGCGCAUCCCCGGCUGUAGCAUCAAGCGCUUCGACCCCUCGGUCUUCCUCACUAUGAUGCGCAACAAGGUGUUUAUGAUCGUGGGGGACUCGUACGCGCUCAACCUGCACGCGUCCAUGCGAUGCCUCAUUGAGUCUGUCGCAAUCACGCAGAACUUCAAUGGGAAUCUGUUCAAGACGGGAGUUCCUGCGACGGGCUUCAGAGUGCCGUCCCACAACGCCACCAUCAUUGGUAUCACUUCCUUCACCCCACUCACGCCCUUACCCCCACCCGACGCUGUUCGCAGAACUUCAAUGGGAAUCUGUUCAAGACGGGAGUACCUGCGACGGGCUUCAGAGUGCCGUCCCACAACGCCACCAUCAUUGGUAUCACUUCCUUCACCCCACUCACGCCCUUACCCCCACCCGACGCUGUUCGCAGAACUUCAAUGGGAAUCUGUUCAAGACGGGAGUACCUGCGACGGGCUUCAGAGUGCCGUCCCACAACGCCACCAUCAUUGGUAUCACUUCCUUCACCCCACUCACGCCCUUACCCCCACCCGACGCUGUUCGCAGAACUUCAAUGGGAAUCUGUUCAAGACGGGAGUUCCUGCGACGGGCUUCAGAGUGCCGUCCCACAACGCCACCAUCAUUGGUAUCACUUCCUUCACCCCACUCACGCCCUUACCCCCACCCGACGCUGUUCGCAGAACUUCAAUGGGAAUCUGUUCAAGACGGGAGUACCUGCGACGGGCUUCAGAGUGCCGUCCCACAACGCCACCAUCAUUGGUAUCACUUCCUUCACCCCACUCACGCCCUUACCCCCACCCAACGCUGUUCGCAGAACUUCAAUGGGAAUCUGUUCAAGACGGGAGUACCUGCGACGGGCUUCAGAGUGCCGUCCCACAACGCCACCAUCAUUGGUAUCACUUCCUUCACCCCACUCACGCCCUUACCCCCACCCGACGCUGUUCGCAGAACUUCAAUGGGAAUCUGUUCAAGACGGGAGUUCCUGCGACGGGCUUCAGAGUGCCGUCCCACAACGCCACCAUCAUCCGCAUUGCUUCGGCAUUCCUUCUGUACGGCGAACCUGAUGGCGAGCGCAGUGUGAAGAGCACGUGGACCGUGUGGUUGGAUAAACUGGACCCCGAAUGGGAGGCCCUGCUGCCCUUCACCGACUACGUCGUCAUGAGCGCCGGCUACUGGUUCACCAGUGCUCGGGAGGAGAAGCGGCACUAUCUCGUGAGCAACAGCCCCAACCAGCUCUCCUGGAACCCCGACCAGCGCACCACCAUGCAAACCGCUCUCUCCACCAUCGUCACCCAUUUCAACCGCAUCAAAUACCGCGGCCUCCCCAUGUUCCUCUCCUACACCUCCUCCCACUACGGAUUCGAGCUCGCGGGCACGGAGGCGGCUAGAGGGGUGCAGUAUAAUUGCACCGACGCGUGGCGGCCAAUCGGGUGGCGCCAGGUGUCGCACAGGGAGUGGGCGGUGGAAGACAUGUGGGAAGAUGGGCCCGAGGUUAUGCUUUUUCAGG